Molecule: messenger RNA, 3452 nt
Organism: Cantharellus anzutake
Lineage: Eukaryota; Fungi; Basidiomycota; Agaricomycetes; Cantharellales; Hydnaceae
Exons: 7
Coding region: 197-2989 (930 amino acids)
Source: RefSeq, a predicted model, not a curated record
AUAAAUGCGAUUAAGCUCCUAUACAUACAAAUGUCAAGCCUUAUGCUUUAAAAAAAAAAGAGCACACCUUAGGUAGUAAGUAGAUGGACUUUACAAAGCGAAGACACGGAGAUAUCUCUGCUGUCAGUCGUAUGGUCAGAAUGGGAAAAAAGGACCCUAAGUUACAGAGGACCCUCCGUUACGCGUCACGCAUGUCAUGGGCCAUCCCAACUCCCCUCCCAAAAUCAUGUCCUCCAGCCAGAGGCCUCAGCAGGUGCCUGGGGGUUCACCUGAACUCCAUCCAUCUAAUAGUGCCACCGCAUUGGAGGACGCUUCUUAUUACCUUGGGCGAAGCUUUCAACCCGAUGACAAUGUCGAUCGGGUUCGGCGAAACCUGGGCCGUGCCUGGUUCACUGUCCACCGGGCUCUUGCCACUGAUCCAAACUUAAAGGGCCGUCUUAGAAAUGAGACCGAAUUCGAUGCUUAUGUCAAGCCUGGGAGCAAUGAAGAGCUGGAACUUGUCAAGUUGCUUUUCAGUAUGGCGAACAACCAGGUUCCCUGGAGUGAUUUAUUUAAACAUGAGGCUUUUCUGAAAUCUGAGGCUGAGUUAAUUUACACUUCGAACUCAGCUUUGGCCACCACACAGGCAUGGAGCGGUGAAUUCAAAGGCGACCUCGCAAAUGUGCUUUUCGAAACUAUUGCGGAUGACCUUUCCAAGGAUAAAACUCCUUAUGCUAGGCUAACGACUAUCAUAAAUUCAUCUGGAACCGGCAAGUCUCGUAUGGUGGACGAGCUUGGCAAGGAAAUUAUAACGGUGCCUAUGUGUUUACGUCCGGGAAUCAAAGGAAUGCCUCCUCCCGAUAUGAAACUCCGUGAUUGGCUUGUUUCUCAGAUACGCAAUAGGGAUACCGUUCAGAAGAGGUUACGGGGAUUCUUGUUUUCUCUCUUAGUGGUCACUCUCAGAACACUGAAGACCAUCGUGUCAGAGAAACAAGAUAUGGAGUUACCAAGUUUAAAUUGGGAAUCGUCAAAAGAAAAGCUGCAGGACUAUAUGCCAUUGGUUGUAGAUCGCCAGAGGAGGCUGGCAUCUGCCUUCCGCGAGCAUAUGACUACGGGUCAAUUAUAUCAUGCUUCGGGUACCCAUCGAAACACUUUCUACGAUGAGGUAAUCAAGUUGGCCGAUGAGUUUGUGCAAGGCAGCACAUGGGUCAAGGACGAAGCAGAACGGCAAUAUGGAUGGUACGUUAUGGGAGGCAAGGGCCUGCAAGAGGCAGGAAAGGGCCCACUCGAUGCAGGCGAAAGCCUCUGUCGCUUCAUAGAUGAACAUAAGAUUUUGGAAUCGAAUCAUGGCCCACGACGACCUCUGGUGGUCCUCGCUUUCGACGAGGCUCAUGCCCUCACUGAUAACCCACGUCAAACAGACUGGAAUCUGUUCUCAGAGUUGCGUCGAACUCUACGACAAAUCCAGGACUUCCCAAUAUUCUCAAUCUUUCUUUCGACAGCGGGGCGCUUCAAUAAAUUCUCCCCAGAGAUCCGUUCUGAUCCUUCAGCUCGGGUCAGAGAACCCGACAACCGUCCCCUGAAUCCGAUUUCCGAAAUCAGUUUCGACGAUCUUGCGUACCCAGCAUUGAAGGAUACCGUUACGAUACACAGAGUGGUAGAAACCGAUUGGAUUUCCCAUCUCGGACGCCCAUUAUUCGGGUCUUAUUGGGAUAAGUUCCCAGAUGAGCUAGCGAUUCUGGAUUCUGCGAGGCAGAAGCUGCUGAACGGGCCAAAUGAGCUGAGGGACGACAAUUCGGCUGGUGCCCUUGCCUGCCUCUCCGUACGUUUAGCGCUGGAGUUCAACACAGACGUUUCAGCCCACGCUGUAAGCUGUGUCCAGGUUGAACGGCAUAUGCGACUCUGCCUCUCAGCGACUGCUGGAUUCGAGGAAUUGAUUACCAUUCCUGGGUCCGAACCACUUCUGGCUGAGGCUGCCUAUGAACUCAUGAGGGAUACGCAUAGGAACGCAGUGCACCAUUUGGCGAACCAUUCGGAUCUGAACUGCAUCGACCGUGGGCGGCGUGGUGAGCUAAUUGCGACUCUGCUGAUCAUGCAAACAUACGACGCAGCACGGGAAAUUAGUGGUAGAAGAUGGGUGUCUGUGGCCAACUUCAUGGAGGCCUUACUUCCGACGUGGAACUAUGAGAUGCUCCUUCAAUCCAGCCCGACAUCUUGGCUCGUGAAGGAUGGGCCCAAGAAUCGCGACAACACAUUCCAGGCGAUAUUCAAGGACUACGGCAUGUGGUUUAACCAUGUCAUCAAGAUCGAGACACAGGAGAUGAUCUCAAGCAACCAUCUGUGGAAAUUUGUUACGCGUGGGGCGAUGAUAUUGUGUGCGACUAAUCAAGAAGGCAUUGAUAUUGUUUUGCCCAUUUGUCACACGACACGAAAUCUUUGCCCAGAUUCUAUGACGGCCAUGGUCAUCCAGGUGAAGAAUGCGCCGACUUACAAGGCAACACUCAAAUCGUCAUUGUUUGAUACGAUGGAUCGUGCUGUACUAUUCUCCACCUCCGACUCCGACUUUGCUGAGGCUUCAGGGGAGCCGAAUAUCACAGAGCUGGCGGAGCCCAAGAAAAAGAAAAGGAAGAUGGCCCCAGGGCCAAGUGUGAUUCCGAAGCCAGAAGCGGCGGAUCUGAAGCCGGUUAUCCGAGUGGUAUUUGACUUGGCUUCUCCAGAACCUGCUGUAGUCUUCAGGCAAUGGCCUGAGGUCCAGCAUCAUUUCAGCGGGUUUACUACCUUUGAUAUCUGGCUGGCAGGCCUCUCAUGCAAAACAUUCAAGCAGAUUCAAGAGGCGGAUCUGGAAUCCUACCAAAUACUUUUAGAGCGUUCACUUAUGCCUCACGAUGCACUCAGUUUGAAGGAUGAACCAAAUGUAGGUGAGAAGGCAAGGCAAGGCAAGGAGGCCAGUAGGCAGAGCAUGGUGCCGUUGAUCCUCCCAGGACUUAGCCAUCAUGGUAUUCAUCUCUAGGAUCGAAAAACUGUCUAGGACUCCGCAUCCCUAGCUGAUUGACUUUCAAUGCAUACACUUAGGACUUGAAUGUACUUUGGCAAUUAUGAUGUUCUUAUUCUCCGAUGUGUUGCAACUAUCGAAAGAUGCAACAGCUAGCUCCAUUCAGCUUUAGCUCAUCGGCCAAGGAGAAUGCAUAACUAGUGCUUCGAAUCGCACAAAGGAGAAUGGGAUCUUAUGUGCCAGUGGUAUGAUACCAGCCCUCGAAUUGAAUUUUCCACGAUCAUGAGUUGACCAAGGCGCCCGUCUACAAACCCAAAUGCGCACUGACCUGAACAGAUUGUAAUAUCGUGCUGAGGCUUUGAGCUGUGACGCAACGUUCUCAUUAAACUUUUGGAUCAACCUCGAUGGGAGUAGGAGGCAACGGAUGUGUCUCCAGAUAGUCAAGCAGUUCAGCCCAAUCUUUCUCUGUCCUCCUCCCAGC